This is a messenger RNA of Fopius arisanus, 2712 nucleotides long. RefSeq lists its product as uncharacterized. NCBI's taxonomy places the organism in Eukaryota, Metazoa, Arthropoda, Insecta, Hymenoptera, Braconidae. The record is from RefSeq and is a predicted model, not a curated record. The transcript has 2 exons. The coding region runs from base 320 to 2512 and encodes 730 amino acids.
AGGUUUUAUUGCCUGACCCCAAAAUUUUCCAUUGGUGGCAAAAUUUUUCCUACCCCCAUCCACUUCUACUAUUUCCACUACUUUCAUCACCUUCUACCACCCCCCACCACUUUCAGGACCCGCAGAUUAUUCAUAGACCGACAUUUGCUGAAUGUUCACCAGUUGUACAAGAAGCGAUCAAGUGGAAACAAGUACUCCAGUCUCUGAAAUAAAGUGCGAAUCGUGAAAAUUUGCAGAACGAUCUGGAUUACUUUGAUAAACCGACACAUUAUCGACGUUUUACCGAAUUUCAAAGUGAAAUUUAAAUAUUUAUAUUACAAUGGCCACUUGUCCUGCUACUUGGAUAAGACAGAACAUGUUCUCAAUGUGUGAAGAGAAUCGUCAGGAGAACAGUCAGAAUCGAAUACUGACAGAAGCUGAAGUCAGAGUGAAGAAAUCAUUGGAGAAACUGUCUAUUCCAGAGUGGUACAUCAACAAUUGCUCGAAACCACCGAAGAUUUUGGUAAAUGGUAUUGCAAUCGAGAAUCGCCCUGCACCCUGGAAGGGCUCCAGAAAGAACUCGUCAAUGUCGACACUCUCCAUGAAAAAUUCCAAAGAAACCACGAAAUCGGCCUUCUCCGAUGCCCAGAAUUUUCACAGCACACACAAGCUAUCGAGGAAGCACCACAGGAGCCAGGGCUCUAGUUCUAAAUUCACAGAGAGUUCAAUGCCACAGAAUGGGACUCUGGAACGCAAAUCGUCCAAGCAGAAAAAUUCACUGAAUACAAGUGGUACUUUCCCGAGGAUGUCAGUCUCCAGGAAAAUCCAGAACAUCAAUAUCGUGUUUCCACCUGCUCCGAAGCUCGACCUGAGUGUUGAAAGCCUGGAGGAGUCGAAAUUCUCAACCCUGGAGGAUUCAAAUUUUUCAACUGCUGAGGAAUCAAAAUUCUCAACCCUGGAGGAGUCAAAAUUCUCAUCCCCAGAAGAGUCAAUGCUCUCAGCCCUGGAGAACCCUUCGGAGUCUAAAUCGAUAAUGGUAACAGAUCUGGACGACCCGGACCCCGAGUGCCUGCGAAUUCGCCGUCAGACGUACACAAAACCGAACGAUCCAAAGAGCCCGGAGAGGCCAGAGUGCUCGAUCUCUCUCUGCAGAACUCCAGACCUGAGAUCCUCAUUCCUGAAGACCUUCAAAGUCCGGACAUCAUCGACUCCCGAGGGCUCCCCAGUCUCCGUUUUCUCGACAUCAUCAAUGGCCUCUCCCCUGUGCAACCCAAUUCGUCGUGAAUCGAUUUUCACAUUCCCAGGAAUCGGCUCAUCCUCGCCGCUAGCUAAACCCUUGGGACGAGGGUCUCCAGAGCCCCUGAGAAAGCCGCUCUUCUUCCUGCCGCCUCCAGAAAUCCCAUCAUCACUGGAGACCACGAUCGUGAAACCGCCCAGGAAGAAUAAUCCAAAGACCCAGAGGGAAAAGUCACCAGCUCCUGAAUCCGAGAGAGCUUUGACUCCUCACAGAAUCUCCCCUAGACCCACGUCAUCAUCAUCAAACUACUGCGCAAAACUCCAACUCUGUGACAAAUGCAAGGCAGACAACGUUCGCAUCAGCCUGAUCAUGGUGUCCCCAGUGCGAUCCCCGAGGACAUCACCAACCUUCUCCAGUCCUCUGAUGCCAAUAACUGAGGAUCAGAGGAUGGCUCCAGGAACUCUAUCUCGUCACAGCUCCAACGCCUCCUCUCACCUGGCAUUCAUCAUGUCAAAGAACAAAUCAACAGCAAUGGAGAAGAUCAUAAAGAAGAAACGAGUGGGGGACAGUCAGUCUCUCAUCCAGGACAUCAUCGAGGAGCUCCAGGAGAAGUGCCGAUCUUCCCCACAGAGGACUUACACUUCUCCUGGCUCCAGAAAUUUCGUUAGGAAGCUAGUGAGAGUCCUGGAGAAGAGUGACAUCUACGAGGACAACUCAGAUGGCAACCGAGAGGCUGAGGCGUACAGCAGUGAGGACAACAGCGAUGCUGACAUCAAGUCAGUGGCUUCCUCGACAUCCCUGAGCUUCAAGGACUCUGACAGUGGCAGUGAGUCGGGGCCCAGAUCACCCACUCUGUCAUCAGAACCAGACUACGAUUGGAUGGCCAAAGCCAAGGAUGAGGAGAAGAAACUCAAGGAGGAGGAGGAGGAGGAGGAGGAAUCUGUAUUCUGGGUUCCUGUCAAGAAGUCUCUACCCAGGAGCAGCUCUUUGAUCAGUAUGAUGACGAAUUCGGGACGGUCUCCCUCGAUCAGUCCUAUUAGGGUUCAACGGAGAGUCAGGAAUUUCCAAUGGAAUGCUGGUGAUACCUGGGGGAGCAGCUAUCAGAGGACCAAGAGGCAGCUCCAUCCGAGGCUCUUCAGGAUCGAUGAAUCUGGAGUGGUGGACUCUGGGUACUCUGACAGAUCUGAGAGGUCGUCAGCUACUGAUGCUGGAGUCUCUUGGUCUGACUUCGAGUCUGUGCAGAGCCCCAGUGAUAUCGAGUCCUUCUCUGGGACAAUCUGUAGGACCAGGUCGUAAGGAUGGGGUAAGAAACCUGGUAGAGGGGAGGAUUCGAGUCAUAAUGGAGGGAAAGAAUGGUUAUUGCUGCUUAAACUAUAUAUAUUUGAAGUUUCUUGAUUAUAUUCUUAUUGAUUUAUUGAUGUGAGAGUUCGAAAAAUUUGCGGUGAGGCGAGAUCAAAAAAUUGUACAGAUAUUCUAAUAAAGAACAUUCUUUUAUA